Messenger RNA from Paramecium pentaurelia, 2376 nucleotides. NCBI's taxonomy places the organism in Eukaryota, Ciliophora, Oligohymenophorea, Peniculida, Parameciidae. The record is from the annotation of a GenBank genome assembly.
AUGUUAAAUACUAAACUAACUAAAUUUAUCGAUUCAAAAGCAGAUCAAGUCAAUUCAUAACUUAAGACAGCCUAAAACACAUUACAAAACCAAACAUCACAAUUAACUAAUUAAAUUACAGAAGCCAACCAAACCAUGAAGGUUGCUGCUCCUUUACUAAAAGUCAUGGGUAUUAAAAUCCUAAACUUCUUAAGGACAUUCAGAGGCAGCUCAACUAGCUAAAGGAUUAGAUUUAGCAUAAAAGAAUCUUGUUCCUAUUCUAGAUUAGACCAAUAAAACUAUACAAAAGGGUACUGAUAUUGCUAACUCUUAAAUUUAAAAGGCAUCCAACUUAGCAAAUUAAUAAAUUCAGAAAGUUAAUGUAAAUAUAUCAAUAACAAAAAAGGAAGUACUUGGAUCAUAAUUGGAAUAAGGUUAAUAGAUAAUUAAAUAAUAAUAUGAAAAAGGCAUGGAAGCUAUUAAAGAAAAUUAAAAUAUUUAAUCAUUUGCGGUCAAAGCUGCAGUUGUAGGAAUGACAAUAAAUUAAAUGAUGGAUACUCCAACUGAUGAUGGAUCAGGCAAGAUGAAUUAAUAAAUAGAAAAUACUUAAUAAUAAUAAUAAUAAUAAUAAUAAUAAUAAUAAUAAUAAUUUUAGAUUAGAAAUAUAUUACCUACAUAAACUAAUAUUAAUGCAGAUUUUAAUAAACAAUAAUAAAAAUUAGAAUCUAAUUUUUUUCAAAAUACUAUUAAAUCAUACAUUAAAAAGAUUACAGGCAAAUAAGUCAAUUCAAGAAUUGAAUAUUUAUGUCUUAUCCAAUAAAAACUUAAAGAUAAUAUUGAUAUUAAUUAUUUAUAAUAAUCUAAGCAAUAAUUAAAAGAUUAAAUGUGGAAAGCAGCUUAUUAAGAAAGAAGAAUAUAAAGUCAUUAAAUUUUUGUCUAAUAUAUGAUUAAAAUGGUUGAAUUCAUUUUUGAAUAUUUAACAAUUGUUGAAACUGUAUUUUAAUAAAUAAAAAUGAGAUAUAAAUCAUCUAAUAAUUCAUUUGAAAUGAUACUUAACUAUUUGAAUAAUCUAUCAAUACAAUUUGAUUAUUUUACAACAUAUUCUUAUGUUUAACCAAAUUAAAAAAUGUUGAGUCAAUUAUUCACAAAUAAAACUAAAAAAUAAGUUAAAUAACUCCAAAAAAAUUAUAAGAAUUAAAAAUCUAAUCAAUCUGGUAAUUAAAAUAUAAAUAGUGAAAAUCAAAACUAAUAAUUAAAUUAUAAGGAAGAUAAAGAGGAUAUAUAAUUUUAUCAUUAAGAAUUAUGCUAAAAUUUUAAUAAACUUGAAAGUGAAUAUUAAUAACAUAUUUAAAAUAUUUAAAUAUUUAAGAACAAUUUAAAAGGGGAAAUUAAAGAUAAAUUAAUUAUAUGUUAAUAAAUGAAUCAAUAAAAAAUAUCUGAUUAUUUGAUGUAAGUGUAAGGAUAACGAAACAUAACAUUUGAAGCUGUAGAGUAAUUUUAUAAAAGUUUCAUUCAAUAUGAAUAAAUCUAUGCUUAAAAUGUAGAAUUUGGUUUUUAAGGAGGACAACCAUUGAAGGAUAUCUAUGAUGAAGAAUAUAGAAUGCAUUGUAAAUAAAUAGAUUAAAUUUAGAUUACUUUAAAUCUCUCAUAACAUAAUAGUAAUAAUUUGGUGUAUUUACUACAUACAUUCUUAAAGAAAUAUCAGAAUUUGAAUAUAUAAGAAUAGAUUUUAUAUAGAAAUUAUUUUCAAAAUUAAAUACAGAAUUAGGAAAAUAUUUUCAAUAUCCAAAUUAGAAAACAAUUGACUUUACAAAUCCAAAAAUAUUAUAAUAAGCAAAAGUAGCAUUUAAUAUAAAUUAACUAUUAACAUCAGAAUAACUUGUAGUGAUCAAGAAAUAUUCAGGCAUUCCUUUAUAGAAUGAUAUUACAACGGAUAUAUAUAAUGCAUUUGCUUCAAAUUUUACAAGUAUGUAUUAUUUAAUCUUUUUUAGUACCUUCUCCUGAAUAUCUAUUGUAAUAAUCCCCUUUGAUUCUCAAAAAAUAUUGUGUUCAAAGGGAUGUUGCUUGGGAAAGAUCAUUAAGUUUUGGCAAGGAUUUCGUGCCUACAAAUUUCAUAAUUUCAGUUGAUGGAUUUUUAUUAUUUUAUGAUACCGAUUGGAAAGAAUAAAAUAAUGACGAACCUAUGUAAUGUCAUAAUUUUAUGGUUAUAAAUGAUGUAUAAAAUAUGAUUUUAUUUGACAGUUAGUAAUAAAGGAAAGCUAAAGUGAUGAAACACUUAUAGAGUUGAUAGUAAAGAAACCUGGGAAAUUAUUUGAUACGCAUAAGAAAUAAAUUUUGAAAAUGAAUGAUGUAAUGGAAAAGGAAUCAUUAAAACUAUUACUAAAUUAAUUCAAAUGA